Chenopodium quinoa (quinoa) is the source of this 2044-nucleotide messenger RNA. Its product is annotated as protein IQ-DOMAIN 14-like. The coding region runs from base 439 to 1656 and encodes 405 amino acids. The transcript is spliced from 6 exons. Lineage: Eukaryota; Viridiplantae; Streptophyta; Magnoliopsida; Caryophyllales; Amaranthaceae. Gene Ontology annotation, molecular function: protein binding. The record is from RefSeq and is a predicted model, not a curated record.
AAAAAAAAAGUUGGAACUAGUCUUCUCUUAAGCAGUUAUAAGUAGGAAAGAGAGAGAAUGAAAUAUGACAUCUCUUCUUUUCUUUUGUCACACCAAACAUCAAAGGGUAGAUACAUGUUCUUCCACUUCAAUUCUUUUAUUUAUUCACUCUAAUUUUUGUGCCUCUUUUUUUGGCAUAAUUUUCAACCCAACAACAGAAUUUUGAGGGUCGGUCCAAUAUCAUAGCUUAUAAUAAUACAAGUAUGCUAUAUUUUCAUUACUUUAACUAGUAGAUUUUCAAGUCGUUUUGUUUUGAGAGUUUAAGUGACGCUAUUCAUACUGGUGUUGACGGGUUUCAUCUAUCACUAGUCUUAUGUGUUGCUAUUCGACCCCGACUUACUCCUAUUACUUUAUCAACUAAGGAAAUUAAUUGUUGUGAUUAAUUGGUCCAUAAUCUUUAUGGCUAAGAAGAAUUGGUGGUUUAAUCUUCUCAAGAAUCUAAUAAGUUGUGAAUCCAAACCAAAAGCAAAAAAGGGUAAACAAAAGCGUUGGGGUUGGAUUUUUGAUAGGUUAAGGUUCAAACAACUCCCUGCAACAUCAACAACAUUACAAGAAAAGUCACUAAGUGAAGCCAGAGAUGAGCAGAGGAAGAUUGCAAUGAAUGUUGCUCGGGCCACUGCCGCGGCUGCUGAGGCUGCAGUAGCUGCAGCUCAAGCAGCUGCGGAGGUAGUCAGGCUCACGAGUGUGUCCCGACAUUCGUCGUUACGACAACAUGAAAGAGAGGUUCAGUACUUGGCUGCUAUCAAGAUUCAGAGUUCUUUCAGGGGAUACCUUGCAAGGAAGGCACUGAGAGCACUAAAAGGAGUGGUAAGAAUACAAGCAAUAGCACGAGGACGAGCUGUGAGACGUCGAGUGAGCACAAAACUUCAGCAUUUGAAGUGUGUGAGUCCCACAAAGGUAGUCCAUACAAUAAGAGUUCCUAGUGUAAUUGAUCAAUCUCCUAGCACAAAGAACAUAGUAGGAGAAAAAUCCAAGCUUCAAUGCGAGAACCAGAGGCAAUGGACUGACAGCUUGUUUUCGAAGGAGGAGAUCGAAUCCAUAUACUUGCACAAGCAAGAAGCCGUCUUUAGAAGAGAGCGAAUGAAGCAAUAUUCAUUCUCUCAUCGGGAGAGGAAAUGUUCUCAAAUACUUGAAGAAACACUGCCACUCCGAAACAAUGAAGGAAAAACAUGUCUAAGAAAACAAUGGACCGAGGAAGAAAUCCGUGACAAGGGAUAUUCAAAAGGCGCAAUCUUAGAGUUACAUCCGAAUACAAGGAGCUGGGACUUAGGAACAAACUUGAGGAUCAAAUCAAGGGCUACAAAUUUACCAAAACAGGAUUUUACAGAGGAAGUGAGCUCCCCAUAUUCGCAUCCUAGAAGAUCAUUUUCUCACACGAGGCUAAAACAAGGCAUCGACGACUUCCAGCUAUCCAACUCUACUAUGUUUCCUACUUACAUGGCUGUGACAGAAUCAGCCAAGGCAAAGAUGAGAUCAUUGAGUACACCGCGACAAAGGAUAGGGUACCUCGAUACAUGUUUCGAGCAAUAUGGAUCGCCGUGUAAGAGUAGGCUACAUUCUUCUUGGUCUUAUUACAAUGGUGAGUCCAGUGCAAUUGGAAGGACAAAUUGUUCCUAGUCAAUUAUCUCAAAACAUGGGAGUUCUUCACCAAUAAGUUUGGAAAUUGAUGAAUUUCUCCUUUUUAUUUAUUUAUUGGGCUCAUUUUGUCAUAAAAAUUUUGGUUUGUGAUUGUUUUUUCCUGGGAUUUGAUGAAACAAAAGAGUGAAAAUUUUAUAUUGACCAACACAUAGAUAGUUAAUACUGUAAAAUUGAGUGUCAAAGAGUUGUGGACUAGGUUGAUUUGAGGGUGGUAUAGAAUAUCUUGGUGUUAAUACAUUAUUUUAUUUUUUGUAACUUUUUUUUUUCGAUUUUGAUUUAUUGAUUGGGGGUGGCUUCUGCAAUGGUGUACAUCUUCUUCUUCUUUGAUGAAAUAAUCCAAUAAUACCAAUGUACAUUUUGUUUGGCA